AUCGCGGACCGCGCUCAGUUACGAGCGGACCUCUGACGGGAGCGGAACUUGAAAAAAGUCCCGCCAAACAGCCCAGAACAGAGAUGAUCUUCUCGCGGAUCAGGAACUUAGUGCGGGCACCCAGUGCCUUGCUGUGCUGUCUGUUGGUUGUGAGUAGUUUAUUAGUGAGCAAUGUAGACUGUGCAAAAAAGGCUGCCCCGGCCGUCCCGGACGCCACGAUCGAGGAAGUUUCGGCCAAACAGUUGGAACGGUUACUAGAGGAUAAGGAUUACGUCGCGGUGUAUUGGUACGCCCGAAGUUGUACGACAUGCGACACAGUAUUAGCCGAACUCGAGCACAUCGACGAUGACACUGACUCGUUCGGUGUCGAUUUCGUCAAAGUAAACGACAAACGACUAGCGAAACAGUAUGGCAUCAAUAAAUUCCCCGCCCUCACCUACUUCAGAGAAAAAGAACCCAUCAUCUACGAAGGUGACCUGAUGGACGAAGCUGGCGUGCUGGACUUCCUCACGUCACUCGAAGCAAUGGAUCUGCCAGACCGGAUCGAGGAAGUGAACUCCAAAAUCCUCGCCAAGAUCAUCGAGGAUUCCGACUACGUAGCCGUCCUCUUCUGCACAAAUCACGAAAACUGUCCACCCGGAAACAACAAUCAGCCCGAAUGCAAAAAGUGCAUCAAGGCGCUGCAGGAGCUGGAGAACAUUGACGAUGAAGCCGACGAGUUGGACAUCGGUUUCGUCAAGAUCCACGACGAGGAACUGGCCGAAGAGUACAAUCUGGGACCACUGCCAAAGCUAGUGUACUACCGACACCAGACUCCAAUUGUCUACGAGCAUGAACUUCAGCGGGAGGAAGAUGUGCUGGAGUGGCUCGUCGAGAACAAGGCCACCGGCGACGAAGAUGACGUAAUCGAGGAAGUCAACGCCAAGACGCUCAAGACCCUGAUUGCCAACAUUGACAAUCUGGUCGUGUUGUUCUACGACGAUGGAGACGAAGAAUCGGAAAAUGUGCUGCAAGAGCUGGAGAACAUCGAUGACGACUGCGCCAAGCACGGAAUCCAGUUUGUCAAGAUCGAUGAUCCGAAGGUGUCCAAGGAGUACGGAAUCGAUGAUAUCCCAGCCAUCGUCUAUUUCGAGAAGGAGAUUCCCAACGUCUACGACGAUGACCUCAGCGACGAGGAUGAAAUCCUGAAAUGGCUGCUUUCCCAGCUGGAGAAGGACGAAAUCGAAGACGUCACCGACGAAAUGCUGGACAAACUGAUCAAGGAGGGCAAAUCCGUUGCCGUUAUGUUCUAUGACAACAACGACAAGAAGUCGGAGAAGAUCCUGAACGAGCUGGAGAACAUCGACGACGAGUGCGAUCAACUGGGUAUCAACUUCGUCAAGAUGGACGAUACGGAGGAGGCCUUGGACUACGGCGUCACCAAGUUCCCCACGUUGGUCUACUUCGAGCAGGGCAUCCCGACCGUGUACGAAGGAGACAUGGAGAACGAGGAGGAAGUGCUCGAGUGGCUCGAGCGCCAGACCAGCUCGGACGAGAUCGAGGACGUCACCGACGAGAUGCUGGACAUGAUCAUCGAAAAGAUGCCGCACGUGGCCGUCCUGUUCUACGACAAGGACUCCAAGGCCUCGCAGAAGGUGCUGGCCGAGCUGGAGAACAUUGACGACGAGUGCGAUCAGAACGACAUCGCCUUCGUCAAGAUCGACGACGACAACGAGGCCAAGGAGUGGGGCAUCGAAGAACUGCCCACUAUGAUCCUCUUCGAGCGCGGCAUCCCACACAUGUACGAAGGAGAUCUGAUGCGGGAGGAGGAGCUGUUGGGCUGGUUGGUGCACCAGAAGAGACAUUCGGAGAUUCCGGAAAUCACCGACGAGAUGAAGGACAAGCUGAUGCGCACCUACGACCACGUUGCAAUCAUCUUCUACGACAAGGAUGACAAGCAAGACAUCCGGGUCCUGAACGAGCUGGAGAACAUCGACGACGAGCUGGAGAAGGAGGAUAUCAUCAUUGCCCGUCUGGACAAUGCCGAGGAAGCCCGCGAGUACGGUCUGGACCACCUGCCGGCGCUCGUAUACUUCGAGAACCAAAUCCCCGCCGUCUACGAGGGUGACCUGAUGAACGAAGAGGAGGUCCUCGAGUGGCUCAAGCUUCAGAAAUAUUCGGCCACCAUCGAGGAGGUCACCGACGAGAUUCUGCAGGACCUGAUCGAAGAGCACGAAUACGUGUGCGUGUACUUUAGCGGUGCCUGCGAGGAGGGUGAGAAGUGCGACAAGAUUUUGGACGACCUGGAGAACAUUGACGACGAGCUGGACGAAGCUGGUAUCAUCUUUGUUACGACCGAGGACAUGUCCACCGCGAAGAAGUACAACAUCAAGACCGUGCCGGCGUUGGUGUUCUUCCGCAACAAGGACCCGCUGAUGUACUCCGGGGAUUUGAACGACGAAGACGAGGUGCUGGCCUGGCUGACCGACGAGGAAACGCUGGAGAUUCCCGGACGGAUCGAGGAAGUUAACAUCAAGAUGCUGGAGAAGAUUCUUUCCGAAAACGAGCACAUCGUUGUCUUCUUCUAUAAUGACGAAGACAAGAAGUCACUGAAGAUCAUCAACGAACUGGAGAACAUUGACGACGAGUGCGAAGAGAAGGACAUCGAUUUCGUGAAGACUUCGGACGAUGACGUCGACAAGGAGUACGAUUUGGAGCAGCUGCCGGCUUUGGUGUUCUACCGCCACAAGUUCCGUACCAUCUACAGCGGGGAUCUAAUGAACGAGGAGGAGAUCCUGGAAUGGGUUCUGCAGCAGUACGAAUCGAAGCCGGAGGUGAUCGAGUCGGUUGACCGUAAGACCCUGCAGGUGCUCGUUAACGAGGUGGAACAUCUGGCUGUGCUGUUCUAUGACGACGAAUGCGAGACGUGCCCGAAGAUCCUGGAGAAGUUGGAGACCAUCGAUGAUGAUACGGACAAGCACAACAUUCAGUUCGUCAAGGCCAACGAUGAGAAGCUGGCGCACGAGAUCGGUAUCUUCUCGUUCCCGGCUCUGGUCUACUAUGAGACUGGCGUCCCAAUUAUGUAUGAUGGUGACCUCAUGAACGAGUACGACGUGAUAGACUGGAUCUCCGACCAAACCACCGACGAAAGUAUCGACGAAGUCGAGCGCGACGAGUUGUUCGAGUUGAUCGAAACCAAGGACUUCCUAGCUGUAGUCUUCUACUUGGAAGACGACGAAAACAGUCCGAAGGUACUGCGUCACAUCGAGCUGAUCGACGACGAAGCCGCCGAGUAUGGAAUCGUGCUGGUCAAGUGCUCCGAUAAGCUGAUGGCGAAGAAGUACGGCUUCCGUAAUCCACCCGGGGUGACGUACUUCCGCAAGGGUAAGGCCAUCAACUACGACGGUGACAUCGACGACGAGGAGGAACUGCUGGAUUGGUUGACCAAUCCGCACAACAUGGAGAUGACCGACCACAUCGAGAAGGUUAAUCGGAAGAUGUUCCACAAGAUUCGGCAGGCGUCCGACUAUUUGGCUGUGUUCUUUUACAGCGAAGACUGCAAGCAAUGCCCCCGGGUGCUCGCAGAAAUCGAACACAUCGACGACGAAGCCGACGGUGCCGGAAUCAACUUUGUCAAGAUCGACGACAAACAGAUGGCCAAGGAACUGGGUGUCUAUGCCCUGCCCGGAAUCGUGUUCUUCAAGCUCGGCUCCAAGGAUCCGGUGAUCUACGCGGGUGACCUGAACAACGAAGACGAAAUCCUCAACUGGUUGAUGACGCAGAAAAAUCCCGGUGGUGACGUCAUCGAGGACCUGGAAGGAUCGAAAUUGCUCGCCCUCAUCGAAGACUCCAGCGCGUUAGCUGUUUACUUCUGGAACAAGACGACUUGUGACAUCUGCAGUUCUAAGCUCGCGCGCAAAAUGCGGAAGGCCAAAGAGCGUACUAAAGAGCGCAGAGGAUUCCUGAAUGCCGAUACCUCUGCCGAAGCGCAGGACGAAGCCGAAGACGCAGAAUCAUCGACUGGAGCGCCGUCUGAUGACGCUGACAACUGUGAACAGUGUUCGAGUGUUCUUGAAUCCCUGGAAAACAUCGACGACGAUUGCGACCGGCAUGGAAUCAUGUUCGUCAAGACGGACGACUUCUCGAUUGCAGAACACUACGGAAUCACCGAUUAUCCAGUUUUGGUCUAUUUUGAAGAUAAUAUUCCCAAUGUAUUCGAAGGUUCCCUGGAUGAGGAGGAAGAAGUGCUCCAAUGGCUUAUCACGCAGAAAACCGAAGAUCGCAUCGAACUUAUCACCCGAGUGAUGCUGGAAGCCAUGGUUGAAGAUACUCAAUACCUUGCCGUCUACUUCUACAAGAUCAAUUGCAACAUUUGCGAUCAGAUUCUCGAAGGGUUGGAAGUGAUCGACGACGAACUGGACGUGUUCGGCAUCCACAUGGUCAAGAUUCAGGAUCCGCAGUUGGCUAAGCGCUACUCGAUCAAGACCUUCCCGGCUCUGGUCUACUUCAGAAACGGUAAUCCGCUGCUCUACGAAGGAGACCUGCAAAGUGAACAGUCGGUUCUGGAGUGGCUCAUCGACGACGACAACCGUGAGCUGGCUGACGAAAUUGAGGAAGUUAACGAACGUAUGCUGGACAGAUUGAUGGAACAGUCACCGCUGCUUUGUGUAUUCUACUAUGACGAAGAUUGCCAGGAAUGCGAAGAAAUCCUGGAAGAGUUGGAGAUGAUCGACGGUGAAGUUGAUCAGUACGGUAUUGACUUUGUGAAGGUCGCCAGCUUGAACGCUGCUCACAAGUACGGCAUCACCUCCAUCCCUUCGUUGGUUUACUACAGGAAACAAAACCCAAUGUUGUACGAUGGAGACAUGCAUGAUCACCAGCGCGUUAUGAACUGGUUGACAUCGCAGGAUGUUUUCGAAAUCAAGAACGAGAUUGAGGAGGUCAACAGAAAGAUGCUGAACAAACUUCUGGACGAAAACGAAUUUCUGGCCGUCUUUUUCUUCGAAGAAGACCAGGCCGAGAGUGAAGCCGUUCUCGAGAAGCUCGAGCUGAUUGACAGCGAAACUGACAACCUGGACAUCACCUUCGUCAAAAUGGGAGAUCCCCGGUACGCCCGCAAAUGGGGAGUUACCAAGCUGCCAGCCAUCGUGUACUUCCGUAAGCGGUUCCCGAGCAUCUUCCGUGGCGACAUGUACGACGAGCAAGACGUACUGGAGUGGCUGCGGAAGAACCGCUUCCGCCAACCGGAACUCAACAUUCUGAUGUACGGAUGCAUCGCGACUGCCAUGGGAUUCAUCGUCUACACGGCGUUCCUACUACAGUGCUUCAAACCAACCCCACCGCCGCCAGUUCAGCAUCCCAAACAGAACUAGGGGACCCAUUUGUAAAACUUUCAUUUGUUAUUUUACUGCUCCAGCCAGCUCUUUGACAGAUGGAACUGUCGCAAGACAUUUUUUUUUAUUUAUAGGUUAGUUUAGUCGCAAGAAGUAAACUUGGAAUAAUUUGUUAUGACGCAAAAUUUGUAUAAAAAGGGGAAUAAACUAUUUCUCGAAUAUCGUAAGCAGUUUGGAUGAAGCAAUUUUUCAUUAGAAGAAAAAAAAUCACAUGUUGCAAGCACUCGACCUUCAAUCAAGUAAACAAUCGUUCAAUAGCGAGCACCAGAAACUCACUUUUUGUUAGUAUUUGAAACGGAAUAAGUCUAGUAGAAAUUUUCGUAAUAUAGAUAGUUAUACAAAAAAUGUUAAAAAGAAAUUAAAUGAGAAAACAAAAAAAAACAGAAACUUGUAAAAAUUGAAACCAUGCAUUUUUAGUAGACAUAUUGUACUGAUGUAAAACAAAAGAUGCGAAACUUAAUCUUAAGUCAUCCUACAACACUUGGAACUCGCCGGAGAAGAAUCUACCACCAAUAUAAUCGAACUACGUACUAGCUAGGGCCGGAUCGUAACUUUUUUUUUCUUUCUUUCAAACGAGCAAAUCGAAACAAAUAAACUAAACAGACGAGCGAUUAAAAGGAAAUAGUCCAGAAAUUCAUCUCAUUUCUUUUUCUCUCUCAUACAUCGACUAUUUCGCACCAGUGACGAUAAAAUGCACCCUUCCGUUCGUUACCAACCGUGACUUCCUUCCGGGCACCGUGUAAAUAUGAAAUCUUGACAAGACCCACCACCAGCAGCAGCAGCAGCAGCUCAAGAUAGACGUCGUUAAGUUAUUAUUAUUUGUUCUGACAGUGAAUUGUUUAGAGGCAGAUACGUUUUCUCUCUGUUGUAAGGUUUUGGAAUGCCGCUAUUUAUUAUGACAUGAAUUGGACUCUUUGGCUUUCAGCAUCAUCAGCAUCGAAUGUACUGUCGGCGAUAUUUCGUAGUUUUUCUUUUAGUUUUCUAUAUUAUUUUUAAAAUUAAAAUUGUACCAUGUGAGACGCGUAAAUUUAAGCAAACAAAGUAAACAAAAUACAGCUGCCGUUGAUAAGCGUUUCAA
Messenger RNA from Ochlerotatus camptorhynchus, 6450 nucleotides. RefSeq names its product hulk (gene hlk). The coding region runs from base 84 to 5351 and encodes 1755 amino acids. The transcript has 24 exons. The record is from RefSeq and is a predicted model, not a curated record. NCBI's taxonomy places the organism in Eukaryota, Metazoa, Arthropoda, Insecta, Diptera, Culicidae.